CCAAACCAUCUUCACUUCAUGCACAAAAUUUGCAAAAACAAAUAUAUAUUCAUAAUUCCUCACCAAACUCCUUUACAAAAACACUUGCUAGUUUAACAUGGCAAAUCUUACCCAAAUUGAGACCAAUAAAUCAAUAGUUCAAGAUUUGUACAAAGCACUUGCAAAAGGAGAUGGAGAAAAUGUGUCAAAACAUUUAGCAAAUGACUUGGAGUGGUGGUUCCAUGGGCCACCACAUUGUCAACACAUGAGAAGGGUGUUGACGGGCGAGUCAGCCCAACCGGAGUUCCGGUUUGAGCCUCGGUCGAUCACGACCAUUGACGAGGAUCGGGUCAUUGCCGAGGGAUGGGAAGGGUCUCAUGCAUAUUGGGUUCAUGUUUGGACCUUAAAAGAUGGGCUUAUCACACAAUUUAGGGAGUACUUUAAUACAUGGCUCACCGUUAAGGACCUUAGGCCCAAUAAUAAUGGGUGGGAAAUUGGGCCGGUAAACCAGAAGGGAACUCUUUGGCAAAGUCAAAUGUCUGGGCGCAAUGGUAAUCAGUCCAUGCCAGGCCUUGUACUUGCUAUCUAAAAUUACUCUUUGAGUUUGUUUUUGUGCUAAUUUAGCACAAUUUGGCAUGUAAAUGUAAUUUAUUUACUAUAUGGUUUAAUAAAAUAUUGAGAAAAUAAAUGCAACUACUAAGCUUUUUUCUUCUAAUGUAAUACUUCCCCUCCUUAAGUUGGGGUUAAUGAGGAAAAAAAGUCACAAAAUUAGAAUAAAUAUAUUAUAACUAGAUCUGUAUAACGGACUAAAGGCAUCCCUUUGGGGACCUUUAAUAGCCCACCAUAGAGGCCAAGUUGCAAGAUUACCAACUAUAAAGACCAUAAACAACAUUUUAAGGAUGUCUUUUUGAGUUGAAAUUUUUUUUUUUCUAAACUUACCAUGAAU
Amaranthus tricolor (Joseph's coat) is the source of this 925-nucleotide messenger RNA. Its product is annotated as senescence associated gene 20. NCBI's taxonomy places the organism in Eukaryota, Viridiplantae, Streptophyta, Magnoliopsida, Caryophyllales, Amaranthaceae. The coding region runs from base 98 to 568 and encodes 156 amino acids. The record is from RefSeq and is a predicted model, not a curated record. The transcript has a single exon.